Aspergillus nomiae NRRL 13137 is the source of this 276-nucleotide messenger RNA. RefSeq lists its product as uncharacterized. The transcript has a single exon. The record is from RefSeq and is a predicted model, not a curated record. NCBI's taxonomy places the organism in Eukaryota, Fungi, Ascomycota, Eurotiomycetes, Eurotiales, Aspergillaceae. Bases 1 to 276 code for a protein of 91 amino acids.
AUGGUCUUCGGCUCUUCCAAGAAAAAGUCCAAGGAAGGAAAGCCGCUCGCGGAUCCAUCCGCCAAAUGGGGAAUUACGCCCUCUGAAGAGACUAUGAACAAUGAAGUGGGAAAAGACCAUCCUGUUCAUAAGAUACCGCUAGAAAAACAGGAGAAAAUGCGAGCGAAGGGUGUAGACCCCGUAUCUAAGGCCGAGAUGGAUGAGGCUCUGAAGGGACAGGGGGGAUUCUGGGCAAAGUUGGGUAUGACUGCCUUGGGCGGCGGAGUGAUUAAAUAA